Molecule: messenger RNA, 844 nt
Organism: Cyprinus carpio (common carp)
Lineage: Eukaryota; Metazoa; Chordata; Actinopteri; Cypriniformes; Cyprinidae
Gene: pdrg1
Product: p53 and DNA damage-regulated protein 1-like
Exons: 6
Coding region: 65-457 (130 amino acids)
Biological process (GO): protein folding
Cellular component (GO): prefoldin complex
Source: RefSeq, a predicted model, not a curated record
CGAACAGGACUUGUUUCUCUGAUCAGUCGGGCGUGUUUUUCCAGCGCACAACACACACUCGAGCAUGGACGAGGGAGCACAGCGGAUACUGCAGUAUUUGACGGAGGUAGUCGCUGCAGAAGACAUCCUUAGUGACAAACAGCAGCUCGUGGAUCUGGAUUCGAGGAGAAACAGAAAUCGAGAAGCACUCAGUGCUUUACGAAACGGCUCCUCUGAAGAUAAUGUGAAGGUGUGUUUUGGAAAUAUGUUCAUCAAAUUCCCUCAAGAGAGUACCAGAUCCAUGAUCCUUAAAGACCAUGAGCAGCUUGACAAGGAAAUAAGUGACCUCUGCAAACGUCUAAAAGGAAAAGUAAAUCGUCUCAAUGACUUGCAAGGUAAGCCCGAACUCAGAGGAUACAACCUUUCUCCUCUGAGCAGUGAUGAGAUUAAAGCAAUUAACAGCCUCCUUAAGAAAUAAUAUUCUCUAGCUUCUUGGACUGUAUUGAACCCGAGGGUGACAUUUGGACUGGACUGAAGUGUCUGCAAACCGCCUGUGACUUUACUAUCUCAGCAGAAGAAAUUUUCGGUUGACUUUUCAUCAUUCAGUGCUUUUACAUGGAGUUUGUUUUAAAGUUUUGUCUGCGUUUUGUGGUGUUGGAAACACAGUUGUUGAAGAGAGUAAGCCACACUUAAUGCUAUAAUGCUUGUGUGGGUAUUACCACAGCAUGUAGCCUGUAUGUUGUAACUUCAAUGAAGUGUCUGUCAAAGACUGAAAACUCAUUUCUGCAGGAAUUAUGUGUGAUUUAUAUGAUGUAAAUUGAAAAUGUAUGGUUUUUACUCAAUAAAUGAAACGUUUCAUCACUGA